Etheostoma cragini (Arkansas darter) is the source of this 990-nucleotide messenger RNA. RefSeq names its product serine-aspartate repeat-containing protein F-like. The coding region runs from base 94 to 924 and encodes 276 amino acids. The transcript is spliced from 2 exons. The record is from RefSeq and is a predicted model, not a curated record. Lineage: Eukaryota; Metazoa; Chordata; Actinopteri; Perciformes; Percidae.
UUUUGUCAUUUCCCACUGUUGAACUGUUGGUCAAACACAGACAGAGACAUCUGUCUGCAACAUGGAUUUAUUUUACCUACUGAGCUGAAGAACAUGGAUAUCCAAGAAGAUAACGGAGAUUCAAAAGACCUACCCCUGCAGGCCCAGGUCUGCUCCGCUCUCCCGAAAAAGCACUCGCUUUGGAAGAGAAAUAAGGGUUUCUUCAUAAAGAAAUUCGAAAGCACAAAAAGCAAAGGUGAGUCUCUGAGUAAAGAGGAGUCUGAUGAGUUUUUGUCCACAAGAGACAAGGAACCCAAACUGGACCGCUCUGAUAUGAAUGAUAAGUUAAAGGAUACAUUCAAUGACUCAAAGAGCGAAGGCGGAUCCGACAGUAAAGACCUCGACUGGAAGCAGGGCGAGUCUGAUGAGGAGGCGUCGACUACAAGAGACAACGGACCCGACAGCUCUAAUGUAAAUGAUGAGUUAAAGGACACAUUCAGCUUGCAGGAACCAGACGAUGACUCAAAAAGCGAAGGUGAUUACAUCAGAAAAGACCUCAAGAGCAAGCAGGGGGGGUCUGAUGAUGACGCUGAGAGCGAAAGCGAAUCAGAGAAUGAAGAGUUAAACAGUCAAGUCGUCUCCGAUGGAUCAGAUAACGACUCCGAGUCCCCCAAUGUUGCUCUCGGCUGGGAGGGGUGGGAGUUGAAUGAUUUAUUUGUCACCGAUGGAUCACAAACUCACGCUGAAAGCGGAGCCGGUUCCACCGAUAACAUCGACUGGAAGUGGUGGGGGCUAGAUGGGGAGUUCAGGGGUUUAUGCAGCUUUCUCCAAGGCGAGUCCCUCAAUGACGUGUACAAGAAGCAGGGGGAGUCGGAUGAGAAGAUGGCAACUACCGGUGACACCAAACACCAGUCGGAUAGCUCUGAUGUGAAAAUGGACGAGUAGACAGCCUACCGGGCCUUCAAAUUCUGCAGUUCAUUUUGACUUCAGAGGCCAAACUAUGAUAUUUGU